AUGAGAAUCCAGUAUUUAGGGGCUUGCACAGAAAGGCUCGUGUACACGUGCGGAUACGGUAGCAGCGGUGGAGUGAAAUCACUGAAACAGACAGAUAAGGGAAGGAUCCUACGGAGCAAAGUAACAGAUUGGACCGCUGCUGAAUCCGCUAUUAAGGCAGACCUAACUGUAGGUCCCGUUUCCUGGGCAACUCCUGGUACCUCAGCUGGUUUUUCUGUCCUGUAUAGUUUUAUCAAGCAUCGUCUCAAAGAUUACGGCUCCCUGCGAAACGACCCUAACAAGUCUGUUCUCAGCAAUCUCUCCCCUUGGUUACAUUUCGGUGAGGUACUAUAUAUUCUCAGUUCGAUCAUUUAG
Molecule: messenger RNA, 354 nt
Organism: Protopolystoma xenopodis
Lineage: Eukaryota; Metazoa; Platyhelminthes; Monogenea; Polystomatidea; Polystomatidae
Source: the annotation of a GenBank genome assembly